CUUAUCAGCAAUUACACAUUCAACGCUGCGGCCCAAGCGAGUGCGGUUCAAGCACUGUGGCAGGUCACUUCGUAGCUGGGGCCCAAAUAGAUAGACCAAUAAGAAUGCACCAUCCACAAAGAUAUUAUGAAAGGGACGUUACGGCACGCGCCCAUUGAGAGAGUGACAGAUAAGGAAGAGUCAACUGUUUGAGAGCGCAACGAGGUUGUUACUGGCCAAUCAAAGGGAAGCACGUGCUGAGGUCCUCGAGUAGAGAAAAGCGUAUUCCCAAUAGAGAAUAUGGUGCUCGCUGUGAGGAUGCCACGUGCCCCUCCUCUUUCCAGGAGUGCUGGACACUAUCGCGUCUCUUAUUGGCUCCGCCGUGGGACCAAUCACAGGCCUCGAUUUACGCCUCCCAGAUACGCCACUUUUUUUUUUCCCAGCGGGGCCCACGUAAAUUAAAAUUCAUCCAAUCACAACCCUCUACUGUUUUCUGUUGCCCUAGACACGUGUUGCUUAUUCACCCAGCCACCGCGCUGCCGUUAUCAUUAUCGUUUCCUCCCUGCUCCCCCAUCCCUUCUCUCGGCAACAGAGCGAAAACAAGCGACCUUGGCUCACACUCUCAAGAGAUCCGCGCCUCAGAUUAGGAACUCCCGUUGGUUGAUGGACGGUGGAGAUGUAUGGAGCAACCUAGCCGCGCGUGCCCCCGGGGAUGCUUCUCGCGAUAAAACCGUAGUUAACAGAAUAAUGCUCAGAUUCCGUCCGAUCGCGCCGAAACCGGUCGCCGGAGGCUCUGCCUCCGGAGCUGCGGUGCCGGACAACACGAGUAAGGUGUUGCUUUCGGGCAAGAGAGCGAAGCGAAAGUACGUUAGGGUUCGGAGGAACACUGGAUGUGGGAGAAAGGAUAAUAAUAAUAAUAACAGAUCUUUUGAGAGAUCUGAGAUGCGAGAGAGUCCGGAGAACGCGGUUGUAACUCUUCAGUUGAUGCCGGAGAAAAGUGAACUGUCGGGAGGCUCGAUCGCCGAGACCUCAUGGUGUAAGAACGUUGAUCUGGACGUGACAGUGGAGAAAGUUGAGAUCCCGAGAAAUCCUGAACCGGCAAGGCUGUGGGCAACGACGGGCUCCCUGAACGGCGUCCGGAGGGUGGUGGAGUCGUGGGUGACGGUGGAGAGCGUGGGGGACACGUGUACGAACGUAGGAGGGUUAGGUAGUACGGAUGUUGAGAAGGUGAAGAAUCUGGAGAGCGACACGUGUCCGGGGUUCAUAUCAGACGGUACGGGCAAGGUUGGAUGGGUGAACGAGGCGUACAAGAGGAUGGUGAGUGGGAAAGACGAGGAAGGGUCGUCGCCGGAGGUGGUGGUGAAGUUGAAAGUGAGGGAUAACGUGAUCUAUUCAUACGAGGCAUUUACGUGCGGGGUGAGAUUACAGUAUACGUGUCAGAAGGAGAAGUGGACGAAGAUGGUGCCGUGUGAUGUGUGGAAAUUGGACUGCGGUGGCUUUGCAUGGAGGCUAGACAUCAAGGCUGCCCUGAGCUUGGGUCUCUGAGAAACCAGAAUUCAGAAGGAAAGAGAUGAAUUAGAGUGCCGGAGCCUAUGUAUCAGGUAUUAUUUUAUGUUUGAAGAAAGUUGAAAAUGAAAAGUAAUAGCUAUUAGCUAGCAGCUCUCUGGUUAUGCGCUAGGGGUGGGAUGGGAUGGGAAGUGAUCGUGGCUCUUAUCUGGUUGGGACUGAAGAGAGGACAAGAGCUAGUAAACGGGAGGAACAACAACAAUACUGGCAAUUAUCUUACCCAUAAAGUAUUGUACCGUUCCCCCGGGCUUGAGGGUGAAUUAUUAUCUGUGUAUAGUUACAUCUCUCCCCUUAGCUUAACUAUGUAAUAUAUAUUGCCGCUGACACUCCAUAGGGGCUAAAUAGACUGGGGGGAUGACCUAUGUGAUUAAUCUAAUAAUCUAAUAUAAUGUUAA
Molecule: messenger RNA, 1940 nt
Organism: Neltuma alba
Lineage: Eukaryota; Viridiplantae; Streptophyta; Magnoliopsida; Fabales; Fabaceae
Exons: 1
Coding region: 643-1524 (293 amino acids)
Source: RefSeq, a predicted model, not a curated record